CUUCUUGACAGGCAGGAUGCUUCUUCUGCGUGAAGGUGACCGUACAAGUGAAUAAAAUCUGUUAAAAUGGCUUCGUUGCGUGUCGUGAGGAGGAUGUUCUGUGCGGCGGCAGAAACAGCACCAGCUCCGGCCUCACCCAGUAGAUGGGAAAGGCUGAAAAACAGUAAAGCGGGUGUUUGGUGUCGCAGCCUGGUCUCUGACUACAAAGAGGCAUGUCGGGAGAUGGUGGUCAGUGCGUGGGAGCGGCCGGUCAAAGCCUCUGUAUACAUGACUCUGCUGGGUGGGACCUGGGCCUGUUUCCACACAAAACCUGACCAGUCGUCCUUUGAAGCCACCCUGCUGGAGCGCUCCAGCCAGCUGGGCCUUCUGUCACCCUGGAUCCGCAGUGCGACCUCUGACGGCCACGUGCUGAGUCUCGUGAAGCUACGUAACGAGGGCCGGCUCCGCCAUGUCAGCCUGGGUCUUCUCUCUCUGGUUUACCGCGCAGACUACGACCCAGACAGCACACUGUACGAAGCUCAGUGCUCCAAUCUGUCAGUGCCCUGGAGGGAGCUCCCUCAGCGGAUGCUAGAUGUGGGUUUCGUUGGCCGCUGGUGGGUCCUGGACUCAAAGAUGAAGGACUAUGAUGUGAACGAGGAAGAGUUCAAGCACCUGCCAGCACACAUGCAGGUAACAUCGCCACCCAGUGUUCAGGAGGUGGAAAGGAGCGAGAGGUUGCAUAAAGAGUCCUGGUUAGCAGUGACUGUGGAGGAUGAAGAGAAAGACACAAAUGUAGUGGACAGAAAACAGGAGAGUGUCAGUGAAGAGAGCCCAAUAAAAGCACUGAAGCAGGAACAGACUCAAGCCUAAGUGCUGUGUGACCGAGACAUUUCACACUGCGGGAUAAAAACAUGCUGGAUACAACACUGUACCAGGGUAGAUCUUCUCAUUUUUCAUGCAGUGUUGAAUUCAUCAAACCACUUUUAGCUUACAGUUGUAAGCAAUGGAGCUUUGUCUUUCAAAGUAAAAGCAGCCCUUCAAAAUAAGUUCUGUUUUAAUUUAUUGCCGCAUGCCUUUUAUUUCACACCAGGUACUGCAAAUCAUUUAUACCAUGAACCACCUGUCAAUAAAUCUGUCAGUUA
Molecule: messenger RNA, 1121 nt
Organism: Chelmon rostratus (copperband butterflyfish)
Lineage: Eukaryota; Metazoa; Chordata; Actinopteri; Chaetodontiformes; Chaetodontidae
Gene: timm29
Product: translocase of inner mitochondrial membrane 29
Exons: 2
Coding region: 67-849 (260 amino acids)
Biological process (GO): protein insertion into mitochondrial inner membrane
Cellular component (GO): TIM22 mitochondrial import inner membrane insertion complex
Source: RefSeq, a predicted model, not a curated record